UUUUUUUUUUUUUGCUGGGGACUUUUUGUCACAUCACUAUUAGUCACCCUUGCUCUCAUCAGACAGUUUUCCGUCCAUCUGUCUCCACCGCUGCUCAGUGUUGGUGUGUGACUCCGAUGGCCGUCAGCAUGACCAUGGGACGGGACACCAAAUGGCUGACCCUGGAAGUGUGUCGUGAGUUUCAGAGAGGUACCUGCUCACGGUCUGAUGCCGAGUGCAAGUUUGCCCACCCCUCCCGGAGCUGCCAUGUGGAGAAUGGCCGAGUCAUCGCCUGCUUUGACUCUCUCAAGGGGCGCUGCACUCGUGAGAACUGUAAAUACCUGCACCCACCUCCGCACCUGAAAACCCAGCUGGAGAUCAACGGGAGGAACAACCUGAUCCAGCAGAAGGCCGCGGCAGCCAUGUUGGCUCAACAGAUGCAAUUCAUGCUGCCUGGAGCACAGUUACAACCCAUAACUACAUUCCCAAUGACACACUCCCUGGCAACAAGUCCUAGUAUGGCAUUCAGUCCAUAUCUUAGCCACAUGGGCCCAGGCAUGGGCUUGAUGCCUGAGCUGCUGCCCAGUACUCCCCUGCUGGUCCCUGGGAGCCCCACCGGACUGGCAGCCAUGGGCAACGGCACCUCCGCACAAAAACAUGUGCGUACAGACAAGCUGGAGGUUUGUAGAGAAUUCCAGCGCGGUAACUGCACGAGGGGCGAGAGCGACUGCCGCUACGCUCACCCCCUGGAGGCUGGCAUGGUGGACUGCAGCGAGAACUCGGUCAUUGUCUGCAUGGACUACAUCAAGGGACGCUGCAGCCGAGACAAGUGCAAGUACUUCCAUCCCCCGGCUCACCUGCAGGCCCGGAUCAAGGCUGCACAGCACCAAGCCAGUCAAAACACAGCGUCUGCAGCCUUGGGUCUGCCUCCAGGUGCCAUGCAGCCGCUACCAAAGAGGCCGAUCAUGGAAAAGAGCAACGGAGCUGCUGCCACUGUCUUCAACCCCAGCAUGUUCCACUACCAGCAAGCCCUGGCUAACAUGCAGCUCCAGCAACCAGCCUUCAUCCCGACUGCACAUGAUGAUACACAGAGGCUAUCAACACUGAAACUCCAUUUUCAGAUGAUGUUACUGUAAAGAAAUAUUGGUAAGUGAAAUGCUUGAAGUCUGACAGACAUGAAUUAUUGAUAUGCCACAUGCCUAAAUUAUACAACAUAGAGGUCUGCAGCCAAAACACCCACAUACUGUACCUGCUCUGUGCUGAAGGGAGCGUAUACUGCAUACUCAUGCAUAUUUAGCUUUAUCUUUAUUCCUUGGUUUGCCGGCUUGGAUAUACCACUCCUACAAUAUCCUGAUCAAAGCCUCAACAUCUCGUCAGCACUCUUUGUGUAUGUGUUUUUGUGUGUCGGCACUAACGCUGUCAGCCUCAGUGUUGCUUGUGUUUCCUGUAUUAACCUGAACCUGCUGACUUGCCUUGACCCGCUGCUGCCAGUUACACCUCAUCACCUCGCUGUCCUUCUCGUCUGCUCUCAUCCAUUUAUUUUUCACACAUGUAGCUAUAAAUAAUGUGUCCGGCACACGGUGCCUUCAGGAGCCAUUGGUAGGUCAGCUAUAUGUGACAUAUAUGUGGUAGUGGACAGGAGCCUUUAUUUAAUGAUUGAUUGAUUUAUUGGAGGACAACAUAGUCGUACUGGUUGGCAUGUUUGAGCUAUAAUUCAUGUAUGUUUUACAGUACUGCCAACAGCUUUCCAAAGCUAUUGCAUAUUAGCAUUUUAAUGCAUUUCCCUGCCAUGUAGACAUCCAUUUGUCUUCAUAUAUACACCAGACAUUCCUGUGAUAGGUACUGUAUAACAAUGAAUAAUUAGUUUCCUUACUUUGUCAAAGCACAGUAGCUUUUGUAUUGAGACGAGAGGUGAUCUGAAGGAGGCAGCACAGCGUGAUCAUUAAUUCUUGCAGUCAAACGAAUAAGAAGAUCAGAUGUGCAAACACUCUCACUUUUAUAUCCAACAGAAACCUUUGUUCAGUAAUCAUUCGACAAUUUCCACCUAUCAGGAACAUGGCAACUCUGUCAGUAUCCUUUUGACUAGGUCCUGAACAGAAAACCAGGCCUUACUUGACUCAACGUGCUACUCAUCUACUAAUACAGGCUGUGGUCAUCUCACGACUUGAUUACUGUAACGCCCUCCUGACGGGCCUCCCAGCCUGCGAGGUGAAGCC
Molecule: messenger RNA, 2195 nt
Organism: Larimichthys crocea (large yellow croaker)
Lineage: Eukaryota; Metazoa; Chordata; Actinopteri; Sciaenidae
Gene: mbnl3
Product: muscleblind-like splicing regulator 3
Exons: 6
Coding region: 117-1115 (332 amino acids)
Biological process (GO): regulation of RNA splicing
Cellular component (GO): nucleoplasm; cytoplasm
Molecular function (GO): metal ion binding; RNA binding
Source: RefSeq, a predicted model, not a curated record